Lasiodiplodia theobromae is the source of this 1665-nucleotide messenger RNA. RefSeq names its product Arginine permease. NCBI's taxonomy places the organism in Eukaryota, Fungi, Ascomycota, Dothideomycetes, Botryosphaeriales, Botryosphaeriaceae. Gene Ontology annotation, molecular function: amino acid transmembrane transporter activity. Gene Ontology annotation, cellular component: membrane. The transcript is spliced from 3 exons. Gene Ontology annotation, biological process: amino acid transmembrane transport. The coding region runs from base 1 to 1665 and encodes 554 amino acids. The record is from RefSeq and is a predicted model, not a curated record.
AUGGAACGCCAGGACGAGAAGGUGGUCGAUGCCAUCAGUCCCAGCUCCGAGCCCAAGAAGACGACUGAUGGCGCGACCAAGGAGCUCCCCGGCAGCGAGGGCUCCUCAAUGGAUCUGGAGAAGCAGCUCGAGGCCCAGGAGAAUCUGAAGAGGAACCUGAAGAGCCGUCACCUGCAGAUGAUUGCCAUUGGUGGCACCAUCGGCACAGGUCUCUUCAUUGGUAGCGGAGAGGCCAUCGCGGAGGCCGGUCCAGCCGGUGCCCUCAUCGCUUAUGCAUUCGUCGGUUCUAUCGUGUACUCCGUCAUGGUGUGUCUGGCCGAAAUGGCCACCUACAUUCCCGUUUCCGGUGCAUUCUGCCAGUAUGCUGCGCGAUUCAUUGACCCCAGUCUGGGCUUUGCCAUGGGCUGGAUUUACUGGUUUUCGUGGGCUAUCACCUACGGUCUUGAACUUACCGCAGCCGGCCUCAUUAUUCAGUACUGGGACGACAGCAUCUCCGUGGCCGUUUUCAUUGCCAUUUUCUGGGCGGUCAUCACUGCCAUCAACUUCCUGCCUGUCAAGUUUUACGGCGAGCUCGAAUUUUGGUUUGCGGGAAUCAAAGUGUUGACGGUCAUUGGCUUCGUUAUUUUUGCCAUUUGCGUUGACGCCGGCGUCGGUCAGAAUGGCUACCUGGGAUUCCACACCUGGAGCGAUCCUGGCGCAUUUGCUCCCUACCUGCUGGAAUCCAAGGGUGCUACCGCCAAGUUCGUCGGAUUCUGGGCUGUUCUCAUCCAGGCCGGUUUCACCUACCAGGGUACUGAGCUGGUUGGUAUCGGUGCUGGAGAGACGGCCAACCCGCGCAAGACUGUGCCUGAGGCCAUCCGCAACACCUUCUGGAUGAUCCUGCUGUUCUUCCUUGCCAUCAUCUUCUUCGUCGGUCUGCUCGUGCCCUACGACAACCCGCAGAUGAUGCUUGGCGGCGACGAUGCUUCUUCUUCACCCUUGGUCAUUGCUGCCAAGCUUGCCGGCAUUCCUGUGAUUCCUGGCCUCAUCAACGGUGUCCUCCUCACCGUGGUCCUGUCCGCCGCCAACGCCAACGUUUACUCGGGUUCCCGUAUGAUCAUCGGUCUUGCUGACGCGGGCUGUGCGCCCAAGUUCUUCGCCAAGACCACCAAGCAGGGUGUUCCUUACUGGAGUGUGGCCUUCACCGCAGCUUUCGGUCUUCUCGCCUUCAUGAACGUUUCUAGUAGCGGUGGCGAGGUCUUCGACUGGUUCAUGAACAUUUCCGGUGUUGCUGGUUUCAUCUCCUGGGGCUGCAUCAACGGGUGCCAGAUCGCCUUCAUGCGCAUCCUCAAGGCCCGUGGCAUCGGCCGCGAGUCGCUGCCCUACACGGGCAGGGGCCAGCCGUGGCUCGCUUACUACGGCCUCUUCUUCAACGUCCUCAUCAUCAUCACCCAGGGCUUCACCGCUUUCAUCCCCUGGAGCGUCAGCGACUUCUUCGUCGCCUACCUCAGCCUGAUCAUCUUCGCCGUGCUGUACUUUGGCCACAAGAUUGUGUUCAAGACGAAGUUCGUCAACCCUCUCGAGGCUGACAUUGACACCGGCAGGCUUCCGGCUGAGACUGAGGUGUGGGAGGAGAGCAACGACAACUUCUUUGCCAAGAUGAGGUGCAAGAUCAGGGGUCAGUAG